This is a messenger RNA of Cyprinodon variegatus (sheepshead minnow), 1120 nucleotides long. Its product is annotated as glutathione S-transferase theta-1-like. Gene Ontology annotation, biological process: glutathione metabolic process. Gene Ontology annotation, cellular component: cytoplasm. The transcript has 5 exons. Bases 96 to 821 code for a protein of 241 amino acids. Lineage: Eukaryota; Metazoa; Chordata; Actinopteri; Cyprinodontiformes; Cyprinodontidae. The record is from RefSeq and is a predicted model, not a curated record. Gene Ontology annotation, molecular function: glutathione transferase activity.
UUUCUUGAAGGAAUCAUUGAAAGCUGCAUCUUCAGAGCAUUUUUUCUGCAUUAAAACUCGAUAAAACUUCAUCAGUGCAGAAGCAAGCAGCAGGGAUGGCUUUGGAACUUUAUCUGGACCUUUUUUCUCAGCCCUGUCGCUCUGUUUAUAUGUUUGCAAAGAAGAACAACAUUCCCUUUGAGUUCAAGAAGGUUUCUCUGAUGCAUGGAGAGCAUUUUGGGGAUCAGUUUGGAAAAAUCAACAUGAUCAGAAAAGUUCCAGCACUUCGUGAUGGAGACUUCUGUCUGGCUGAAAGCAUCCCCAUCAUGAUUUAUCUGGCUGAGAAGUUCCAGACUCCAGACUUCUGGUACCCCACCGAUAUCCACCACCGUGCUCGAAUCAAUGAGUACCUGUCCUGGCAGCACACCGCCAUCCGGAUGUAUGGAUCCAAGAUGUUCUGGCUCAGGCUCCUGAUACCCAAAAUGAUUGGCAUGGAAGUCCCAAAGGAGAAGAUGGAUGGAGCCUUGGAAGACCUGAACAACUCCCUGAACCUCAUUGAAGAAAAGUUUCUCCAGGACCGCCUAUUCAUUGGGGGGGAUCAGAUCUCUCUGGCUGACCUGGUGGCUAUAGUGGAGGUCAUGCAGCCAGUCGGUGCCGGUUUGGACGUUUUCAAUGGGAGACCCAAGCUGAGCGCCUGGCGGGACAGAGUACGGGUCUCCAUCGGCACGGAGCUGUUUGACGAGGCCAACCGGGACAUCCUGGGUGCUCAGGAGAUUAUGGGACAGAUAGAUCCCGGCACAUUGGAGCUUUUUAAGCCUAAAAUCCUCAGAUUUUACUAUUGAGACGGACAACAUUGAUGUAACCCAAAAGAAAACUAAGCAGCUGUUAGGCGUCAUAAUAAAACCUCAUCUUUCUGUUUAGGUUUAUAUUCUAAUGGUCCCAUUGACCAGGAGAUAAACUGAAAGAUUAUGUAAUUGAGGAAUGUGAAAUUUAAUGCUUCUCUAAGGCCUCUGGAAUGUUGGUUAUUGGCUAACCUUCAGUGCGACUUCUUUUUUUUUUUAUAACCAGACUAUAUUCUAAUGCUUUAUCCUAUGGUAUUUCUCUUAUUAAAUAAAAUGUACUCCAUGUAACACAUGGUCUU